GUCUUUAAGUCACAACUGUAGUCUCUCUGUUACAAUAUAAAGAUAAGACGAUCAAAGGCAAUGGAUGGACGAUAUUUCUCUCCCUUGUGGUAUUAGCUAAUCGAAGCAAACAAUUGUUGCUCGUGGAAGUGAAAACUCUGUAUUUAUUUCCAGUGAAAACAGUGUCGCAUAAGAUAUUUUAACUAUCCAUUAUGGCAUCUUCUUCCACUGGUCGUAAACGGAAGUAUGAUGUGUUUCUUAGCUUCAGAGGUGAGGAUACUCGUGAUAAUUUUACUAGUCAUCUCUAUGAUGCUUUGUGUCGUAAAAAAGUCAAGACCUUCAUAGACAAUGACCUUCAAAGAGGGGAAGAAAUAACUCCAGCCCUUUUGAGAACGAUUGAAGAAUCGAAGAUUUCUGUAAUCAUUUUCUCCAAAAACUAUGCAUCUUCUCCAUGGUGCUUGGAUGAAAUGUCCAAAAUUAUUGAAUGCAACGAUACUUAUGGACAGAUAGUUUUGCCAGUUUUCUAUCAUAUAGAUCCAUCUCUUUUACAAGAACAAAGUGGGAGUUUUGUAGAUGUAUUUAUCGAUGCUGAGAAGAACUUUAAGGAGAAAAUGGAAAAAGUGCUAAGGUGGAGGGUCGACUUGAUGAAAGCGGCUAGUAUAUCUGGAUGGGAUUCUCAGGUGAUUAGACCUGAGGCCAAGCUUGUGAAUGAUAUUAUGAAACAUAUUUUGAGGAAGUUGAAUCAUGCAUCCUUUAGAGAUUCAAAAGGCCUGGUUGGGAUAGACUCUCACAUUGAACAAAUUAGAAAGUUGUUGUGCUUUGGGUCACCAGAUGUUCCGAUUGUUGGAAUUUGGGGUAUGGGUGGGAUAGGUAAGACGACUAUUGCUGAAGCAAUUUUCUAUAGCGCUUCAAGUGAAUAUGAAGGUUGCUGCUUUCUCAAAAAUAUUAAGGAAGAGUCAAAAAGAUGUGGGCUAGAUUUUUUAAAACAAAAACUAUUAUUUGAAACAUUAGAGGAAGAAAAUCUACAUACUCUAAGUCCCAACAUGGGGUCCAUUUCCAAUGAGGACAGGCUCCAAUGCACAAAGGUUUUUCUUCUUCUUGAUGAUGUGGAUGAUGUAGAUCAAUUAGACGCCCUAAUUAGAAGAUCGAAUCUUGGUUUGGGAAGUAGAGUUAUUGUGACAUCUAGAGAUAGGCAGGUUCUUAAGAAUGUAGUUGAUGAUGUAUAUGAAGUUGAGGGAUUAAAUGAGGAUGAAGCUCUUCAAUUGUUCAGUUUGUAUGCUUUUAAGAAAAACUGUCCCCUGAAAGAUAGGAUAGACUUAUCAAAUAAGGUGGUGAAUUAUGCUCAGGGAAACCCAUUGGUGCUUAAAGUUUUGGGUUCAUAUCUAUUUGACAGAAGGAAACGAGAUUGGGAAAGUGCACUGAAUAAACUUGGAAGAGGUCCACAUUCUCAAAUCUGUAAUGUAUUAAGAAUAAGCUUUGAUACGCUAGAUGAUGAAGAGAAAAGUGUAUUUCUAUUUCUUGAUAUUGCUUGCUUUUUAAGGGGCACCAAAUUGAUUUCGAAAAUUGAUUUCGUUAAGAGAAUCCUUGAUGGUUGUGGUUUCUCAGCUGAUAUUGGAAUCAGUGUUCUAGUUGAUAGAUGCCUCAUUACUGUCCUUGAAAACAAACUAGGGAUACAUGACUUGUUGCUUGAAAUGGCUCAUGAAAUUGUUCGGCAGGAAUCUGUUGCCAAGCUGGGCAAGCGCUGUAGACUGUGGAAUCCUAUUGAUAUCCUUCAAGUGUUGACCAAAAAUCUGGGAACUGAAAAGGUUGGGGAAGGGAUAUUUUUGGAUGCAUCAACAAAGGAAGAAUUGAACUUAUGUUCCAGAGCUUUUUUGCGAACAUGGAAUAAUUUCUUAUACUGCUUAAAAUUUACAAUGCUUAGGAAUUUGGAAAUAACAGAAAAAAAUUGCAACCUUCAUCAUGGCCUUUGGAGUUUCUUUCUGGAUGAGUUAGGUAUUUUUUUUCCUUCUUUUUAUCAUGGCCUUGAGUUUCUUUCUGAUGAGUUGAGGUAUCUCCACUGGGAUGGAUACCCAUUAAGGUCUAUGCCAUCUAAUUUUCAAGCAGAGAAACUUGUUGAACUGAACCUAGCAUACAGCAACGUUAAACAACUAUGGACAGGAGUGCAGCUUAUUCUCUCUGGAUGCUCAAACAUCACCCAGUUUCCAGAUGUUUCAAGGACUAUAAAGAAAUUAAUUUUAGACAAGACAGCAAUAGAAGAAAUUCCCUCAUCAGUUCAGUAUUUAUGUGAACUUGAGGAAUUGAGCAUGCAACAGUGCACAAGUUUUCAAAUUCUUCCUAGCAGUAUUUGCAAGUUGAAAUCUUUGCAAAAGCUUAAUCUGUCAGGUUGUUCCAUGUUUCAGUGUUUUCCAGAAGUUUCAGAGGUUAUGGGAUCAUUGAGGUAUCUUUAUUUAGAUGGAACCGCCAUUACAAAGCUACCCUCACCUAUUGAAAAUCUAAAGGGGCUAUCGAGCUUGGAAGUGAGAAACUGCGAAAAUCUUUCCAUAUUGCCAGAGAUGAUCUCAGGUAUUGAAUAUUUUCUCAACAUGCCUGACAGAGGAGUAGAUAUUCAAAAUUUACGGAAGUUAUAUCUAACGAACUGCAGUUUUUUGAACGUGCCUUAUGGCAUUGGUUGCUUAUUCUCACUUGAAGCAUUAGAUCUAAGUGGAAACAAUUUUAGGAAGAUACCUGAAAGUAUCAAUAAGCUCAUUGAGCUGCAAUACCUUGGUUUAAGAAAUUGCCAGGACUUAGUAUCAUUACCAGAUCUUCCACCGCAACUGGCAACAUUAGAUGCACACAAUUGCAUUUCACUGAUUGAAGUAUCAUUUGAUUCAACUGGAGUAAAAGGAAAUAUUUUUGAAUUCUUUUUCACUAACUGUGACAUGUUGGGCUCUGGUGCAAGGCACAAUAUAAUGGAAUAUGCCCUCACAAAAUUUAUGCGCUAUGCAAAAAGACUGAACAACCAGAUUCCUUCUAUACUAGCAGGAGAAUCUAGUUUUUGCAUUAAUGGACGUGCAAUCCCAAGGUGGUUUGGCCAUCAAAGUGAAGGAUUUUCUACGACAAUGAAGCUACCUUCACAGUGGGCUAACAUCAAGUUCCUGGGUUUCACUUUGUGUGUUAUUAUUAAAUUCGACGGCAUUUAUUUUCGGGGCAACAAUGGUUUCCAGAUUAGGUGUCAAUAUCACUUCAAAAAUGAGUACAGAGAGUGCAGUGAUCUCCAUUCUUAUUUUGGUGGUUGGUACGGUAAAAGAACUCUCGUAACUUGUCAUCCCAAUCCGUUUGGGACAAACUAUCGUAUGUUCUUCGGGUAUGAUCCAUGUGUGGACGCUACAAAAGAUGAUCAUUUCAGUAAAUAUAGAGAGUUAGUAGUUGAAUUCUACCCUGAAGAUAUGGAUGGCAAUCCUUUACACCGUUGCAAAGUGAUGAAUUGUGGUGUACGACUACUAUAUUCUGAAGAGGAGGUAUUUUGUCGAUGUCUACAAACAGAAGAAAAAUUUUCCAAAAUUAGUGCUUUUCAUGCAAGAUAUGGUCGAUCCUUUGCAUGUUUUGAUGUAGAUGAUGAGGAAGACACAGACACUCUUGCCUCUUAAAUAUGUAUGUAUGUCUGAACUAAAACGUAAGUUUUUGGCUUGCCGAGAAGCUCAACGGGAAUUAGGCCCUGAAGGAGUCGAACAGAUCAACAUGUCCAACAAAAAAGAAAAAGAAAAUGAAAAGGUAGAACGUGGGCGUUGCAAGUUUUUAAGGCACCUCCAAGUUAUUUUUUUAACAUUUAUACAUACGUAAUUUUAAGGAAAGUUAUAAAUAUUAUGCAUAUUGUAGUGAUUAGAAUAGUUUUAAGUUAUAUUUAUUAUUCCAUUCAAACUAAA
This is a messenger RNA of Jatropha curcas, 3881 nucleotides long. NCBI's taxonomy places the organism in Eukaryota, Viridiplantae, Streptophyta, Magnoliopsida, Malpighiales, Euphorbiaceae. The record is from RefSeq and is a predicted model, not a curated record.